ACCAUUCGUUCUUCGUGGUGGCCAGCAAUGGGGUCUUCGACUUCCUCUCAAGUCAAGCCAUGGCCGGAGGGUAACAUCGAGGACAUCGUCACCGAACUGGCCGCCGAGACCGGCACAAGUGAGGACGAAGUCUUCUCAAGAAUAGAGAAGCUCUCUGAAGUGAAUCCCAUGCUCGGUUUCCGUGGUUGCAGGCUUGGCAUAUCAUAUCCGGAGUUGACCAAAAUGCAAGCACGGGCCAUAUUUGAAGCUGCAAUCUCCAUGAGCAAUCAGGGAGUGAAAGUCUUGCCAGAGAUAAUGGUUCCUCUCACAGGAACACCUCAGGAGUUUGAGCAUCAAGUGAGUCUGAUAAGAACAGUGGCACAGCAAGUCUUCACUGAGAUGGGAACCUCCAUAAGCUACAAGGUCGGAACCAUGAUCGAGGUUCCAAGGGCUGCCCUUGUUGCAGAUGAGAUUUCUGUGCAGGCAGAGUUCUUCUCUUUUGGAACAAAUGACCUCACACAGAUGACAUUUGGAUACAGUAGGGAUGAUGUCCGCAAGUUUCUUCCCAUCUACUUAUCCAAAGGCAUCCUCCAAAAUGAUCCCUUUGAGGUGCUUGAUCAGAAAGGAGUAGGUCAGCUCAUUAAGAUUGCUGCAGAAAGAGGCAGAAGAGCUAGGCCUGAUCUUAAGGUAAGUGGUAUAUAUGUGCGAAGCUGCAGCACAGAGGAGGAGGUCUUAGUAGGAUGUAUGGUGCUCGAGCUGAAGGCUAAGCUUACUUCGCAGCAGUGCUUGUUUGAAUUCACACAGCACAGAGGAGGAGGUCUUAGUAGGAUGUAUGGUGCUCGAGCUGAAGGCUAA
Messenger RNA from Musa acuminata subsp. malaccensis (wild Malaysian banana), 834 nucleotides. The record is from RefSeq and is a predicted model, not a curated record. Lineage: Eukaryota; Viridiplantae; Streptophyta; Magnoliopsida; Zingiberales; Musaceae.